This is a messenger RNA of Suillus plorans, 441 nucleotides long. RefSeq lists its product as uncharacterized. The record is from RefSeq and is a predicted model, not a curated record. NCBI's taxonomy places the organism in Eukaryota, Fungi, Basidiomycota, Agaricomycetes, Boletales, Suillaceae. The annotation marks the transcript as partial. The transcript is spliced from 3 exons.
AUCGUUAGUGACACUUCAACGUGUCGCCGCCACAUUGCCUUUCGGCAUCCGGACGCCUAUCGACAAUGGUGCAAAACUAACAACUUCGAGUCGAUGCUACCUCAAUAUGUCAAGGAACGCAAAACAGCAGCCGCAGUGCUGAACGCGCAGCAAACAAGUCUUGACAGACACCUCCAAGAGAUUCCCCCCAACAACGUAGUUAUACCUUAUACCGAUACACACUUCCAUGAGGCUGCCAUUGAAUGGCUCGUAUCUACUAGCCAGCCAAUCCAAGCUGUAGAUCAUCCGAGCUUCAAGAACAUGAUCAACAUAGCAUCCCGUGCUACGAAUGGCGUGGUCCUACCAAAUCGAAACGCUACGCGCCGCGACAUCAUGGACUUGUUCAAGACACAGCUUACAAAGUUAAAGGGCCGGCUCAAUGUAAGUUUUCGUUUUGUCUGA